AUGCACCGAAUUAUUAUUCUGGGUCUUCUGUUUCUGGAAACAACGACUGCUUAUGUGACAGUUACUAAGUAUACAAUUGGAAACAAAACAUAUUAUGAGAAGUUUGAGCAGCCGUGGUUUAGACAUAUGCAUUAUGAUCACGAUCCAGUUGAGGCGUCUGAAAAAGAAGAAUCAGCAUUUGGAAAGCAUUAUGUUCCAGAAGAUGACGUGUUCAUAGCCCCAGAUUGGACUGCACACGAAGCAAAAUAUAUGGGAUGUCUGAAUAGAACUUGUGUUUGUGGAUACUUUAAAGGAAAUGUAAAAGAUGAAGAGUGUUAUCUUCCGAGUGGAAAAAUUCUGAAACGAGCGGUAAGACGAGAAUUGAGAUCUUUGAAAGAUGAAGAUAGAAUAAUGAUCGAAAAUGCGUGGAAUGCAAUGAAAAAGAGCGGAUUGUAUAACAAAAUUGGAAGAGUUCACAAGUAUUCCGGUGUUCAUUCUGGACCUGCAUUCACUUUGUGGCAUCGAGAGUUUUUGAAAAGGAUUACGGUAGGACCAAUGGAGAUUCUCUGGAUAAACAUAGUUGAUUGGAGAGUACUGUUGGGCUACUGUACUGAAUCCUCUUACAAUUAUUACAACAGAAUGGCAACUUUCAGACUUGAAUUGGCACUACGCGACCAUAUGAAAAAUCCAGAUUUUGGUCUUCCAUUUUGGGAUUCAACACUUGAUUCUUUGCUCCCCGAACCAAAAGAUUCCAUCAUAUUCUCAGAACUAUUUUUGGGUGAGGUUGAUGAUAAGGGAUUUGUGAAGAAUGGACCAUAUCAUAAUUGGGAAACAAUGGAGGGUCGAGCUCAGAUAUUCAGGAAUUUCGGGGAAGAUGAUUCGGGUGAAAUGCUGAAUGAUGCAAGAGUUGACUGGUUGAUCAAUAAUCCAGAUAUCAAUAUGAUUCUUGGAGCAACUAUGCCGUUGACUACAUGCCCAAUGAAUCAUACUCUCGAUGCAAGAAUGCUCGAGUUUUCUCAUGAUUACGUUCACUUUUUCGUUAAUGGUGAUAUGAGUAAAUCGUACUCUUCUUCAAAUGAUGUUUGUUUCGUUUACCAUCACGGAAUGAUUGAUUGGAUAUUUGAAACAUGGAGACAAAAUAUGCAAACGAGAGAAGAAAGAGAGACACAAUAUCCGAAAAGUGAUGAAAGAUGUUUCCCAUUCUGGCACAAUGGAGAUAAUUCCAUGCCUUUGUUGCAGCCCCAUAAAAACAAGGAUGCUUUAUCAAAUGGAUACACUGAUUUCAUGUAUGAAUACUAUCCAAGAUCAACGUGCUCAAAAGACAAACCAGAUUGUCAUUCCCCAUAUCUCUUCUGUUAUAUUCCACCAAAUGAUGAGCAUCCACCAAGUUGUGUGAGUAAAGUACGACGAAACGGGGUUUGUAAGGGAUUCGAAGAUUGGCCAAUCUGUUAUUGGGGAAAGUGUGUCGAUGGAAAAUGUGAUGAAAAGGCGAAGCCGAAGAAAGAACUUGAGAAGUUUAAAAAAUUUGAAAAAAAAUUAGUACCUUUUAUAAUGUAA
Molecule: messenger RNA, 1536 nt
Organism: Caenorhabditis remanei
Lineage: Eukaryota; Metazoa; Nematoda; Chromadorea; Rhabditida; Rhabditidae
Exons: 8
Coding region: 1-1536 (511 amino acids)
Molecular function (GO): oxidoreductase activity
Source: RefSeq, a predicted model, not a curated record